CUCAGUCUGGCUCCGGCGCCGCCCUCAGCGGACGCUUGCGCUCGCCUGUCUGCUAGCUCGCAGUCCCUCCGCCCGUGGCUCUCUGUCCGAAUCUCGCCAGCCCCGGGGGGCCGGGGGUGGGGAUGUAUUGAGAGGAACCCUCUCCGCUCCGCCCGCCCGGGGGAGGAGAGACAUGACCCUGCCUAGAGGUGCCGCCGCCGCCACCUGCCGCCCCCGGGACUAGCCGCCCCCUCCGUGCUCGCCAGUCGCAGCCCCUGCCUGCCUCCAGCCUCCAGCCUCCAGCCUCCAGUCUCCAGCCUCUAGCCUCUAGCCUCCAGCCGCCGCCCGCAGGCCAUAGUGGAGCUCGGCCCCGCGCCACCGGCCUCAGCAUGUCUCUCUCCAGAGGAAAAAUCAAGAACAAGAAGGAUUUAAAAAUACAAUGUUUCUCCAACAAGCCGCCUGUCUCCAACCCAACGCCUCCCAGGAACCUGGACUCAAGGACCUUCAUUACAAUUGGUGACAAGAACUUUGAGGUGGCAGCUGAUGAUUUAGUGUCCAUUUCAGAGCUGGGACGGGGUGCCUACGGGGUAGUGGAGAAAGUUCGACAUGCCCAGAGUGGAACCAUCAUGGCUGUUAAGAGGAUCCGAGCGACCGUCAACACUCAGGAACAGAAGAGGCUCCUCAUGGAUCUGGAUAUCUCCAUGAGGACUGUCGACUGCUUCUAUACUGUCACUUUCUAUGGGGCCCUUUUCAGAGAGGGUGAUGUAUGGAUUUGUAUGGAACUGAUGGAUACCUCCCUGGACAAAUUUUAUAAGAAGGUUCUGGAGAAGGAGAUGACCAUACCAGAGGAUAUUCUAGGCGAAAUAGCAGUGUCUAUUGUUCGAGCCCUGGAGCACUUACAUAGUAAACUGUCUGUGAUUCACAGAGAUGUCAAGCCAUCCAAUGUUCUUAUCAACAAGGAAGGCCACGUAAAGAUGUGUGACUUCGGGAUUAGCGGCUACUUGGUGGACUCAGUUGCCAAGACCAUGGAUGCUGGUUGCAAACCCUAUAUGGCUCCUGAGAGAAUCAACCCGGAGCUGAACCAAAAAGGCUAUAAUGUCAAGUCAGACGUCUGGAGUCUGGGAAUCACUAUGAUUGAGAUGGCUAUCCUCCGGUUUCCGUAUGAGUCGUGGGGGACCCCCUUCCAGCAGCUGAAACAGGUGGUUGAAGAGCCUUCUCCCCAGCUCCCUGCUGACCGCUUCUCCCCUGAGUUUGUGGACUUCACAGCCCAAUGCUUGAGGAAGAAUCCUGCAGAGCGAAUGAGUUACCUGCAGCUAAUGGAGCAUCCUUUCUUUACUUUGCACAAAACCAAAGAGACAGACAUCGCUGCUUUUGUGAAGGAGAUCCUGGGCGAGGACUCAUAGGGGAAGGACAUUACUGCCCUGUGGAGCACCCUCUUCCCCUGUCCCUAGAAAACAGAAAUGAGGAACGGCGUUCUCGGUGGUUUGCACAGAUCACGUAGCCCCCAGCCCUGUCCACCUCCAGCCUGGAGCACGGCGUUAGUGUAUUCUCGUGCCAUCCUGUGUAUCUUUGAGCUAAAAGAGCUCCCUAGCCAGCACCAUGGACAUCCAAGGCCAAGGACAGUGUUUGGCCGCUGCUUCCACAGAAGCCCACGCGGUAUUAGACAUGUGGAAUUUCUCUGCCAGUGACACUGUUGUCACCAAGACUCCUACGGACUGAGAGACCGACAGUCCUUUGCUUAGACAGGAACUGAGGCUUGAAGAGUUGGGGUGAGGGUGGUUCCGAAGGAGGGAGGAGGGUAGGUUCUUCAGGCCUUGUGAUGUGCCGUUUGUCCCAAGUGCCAAGAAAACUGACCUAGGAAGCAGAGCUGCCCAGUGUUUUUUGAGUACAGUGAGUUUCUGGGACUACCAGCUCUGCCGUUUUUUGUUCAUUCAUUCAGUACUUCCCCCAGAUCUGUUUCUUUCUCUCUGCCUUGCAGAAGUCUGUCCUCCUCCUGAUACCUCUCACCGGCUCCAUCCCCGUACCAGUGCCCUCCAUUUUCCAUUCCCUAAAUCCCAUUUUUCUUUUUAGACUCUGGACUCCCUCUCCUUGGAGGGAGAGCUUUGAGUUCCAAGGGAUGGGUGGUGAAUGGGAUGGCAUUGGCUGAGUGGCCUUUGAUGUCUUGUAGUGAGGCUAUGGGAAGAAGCCCAACCAUGACCAGUGACUGGCCUGGUGCUCUGGUAGUUUUCUUUGUAAAAGGCCCUACAAGUUCCCCCUCGUGGCCCAGUGACUUGCUUUUUUGUUUUGUUUUGUUUUUAAGUGAGGCAAUUGGGGUUAAGUGACUUGCCCAGGGUCACACAGCUGGUAAGUGUUAAGUGUCUGAGGCCGGAUUUGAACUCAGGUACUCCUGACUCCAGGGCCGGUGCUCUAUCCACUGUGCCACCUAGCCGCCCCAUGGCCCAGUGACUUGCUAAGCUGCUCCAGAAUCGACUCCCAAACCUCCUCUUCCAUACCAGCCUUGGGGAUCAGAUCAGGUCCUUUUUUUUUUUUAAAAAAAAAAAUUUUUUUUUUCCAUCUGACAACUCAAGAGUGUUAUGAGCCUAUGUAAACAGUAAAUUGUAUAAGGUAGACAGAACAUAGGUUGUAUAUUUUUUAUAUCUAUAUAUAAUGAACUUUUCAGAUGACUUCCUUGUUUUAAUCUGAUGACAGAUGUAGUUCUCCCUCCUGGGGGGAGUUGGGCUCUGGGGGGGUCAGGCCUGAUUACUGUGAAUGGGUCAGUGCCGUCCCCUUUCCUGGGCCUUUGCACAGGCUGCACCUCCUGCCUAAAAGACUCUCUGGCUCUUUCCCUCCACCUCCUACAAAUCCUAGCUUCCUUCAAGGGUUAGUUCAAGGACAGCCCUAAACAUGAAACCUUUCCCGAUCUCCCCUGCUGAGAACUUCCCUUGGGGGUAAGAGCAAGAGGGGCUAUAUGUCCAGCCAGAAUUGUUGCAGUUUUCAAGGGUGGUGUGGGGGUGGAAAUAAACUGUAGGACCAGUGAUUGUCUCUGAGGACUGUCUAGCUAUCUUUGAACCACUGGAGGUGGAGAUGGGGGGAGGUAUAGUAUGGAUGCUGUAAAGUUGUCUUGAGCAUUUAGUCAAGAAGCUGUUCGAGGGCGGGGACUCAUCUUAUCUCAAGGAUUGUAUAAUUCGGAGGGGUUUUUAAGUGGCUCAUUGGGGAGUGGCUGUGGGAGCUUUGCCAUCUGAGCUGGUCAGCCAGGGUUGGAUGUUACUGGUGGUCCUGGGAAGGGAACAGAGGCCCUUGUUUUUGUCUCCAGAUUCUUCCUUCCUUUUCUCCUUCCCUCAAGAAAAAAGAGUAAAUGUGCAAACCAUCUUGACUCUUGGUAAUAUGUGUGGGUACCCUGCUAACAGCUGCCUACACUUAGGGAGUGAAGUCUGGCCAUACACUUUAUUCACUUGCCUGGUUGUUUUGAGUUUUAAUUUUUUUUUUAAUUUAUCUUAAGUUUUGUUUUUCUCUUGCUUUGAGGGUUUGGCUAUUUUUUUCCUGCAUGGAUUAGAUGCCUUCCACUCCUCCCACGGGGGGGGGGGGGGGGGCAUUAGCAUACCCAGUUGCAAGGCAUUGCUCUUUUGCAAUGUCUGGCUGGCUAUUGGUAGUGAUGGGGGCAGAUGGGGACAUCACUGAGCCCCCAAAGCCUCUGUUCAAAGAGGAGGUUGGGGCUGGAGUGUGGGGCAGGUGAGUUCCUACCCAUUAACACCCAGCUCCCCCACUGUGGGUGCUAGUGGGAAGAGUACCUCUGACUUCCAAGGGAUGUAUUUUCCCAUUGCAAAUGAUUUGUUUUGUGGAUUGUUUAAACAUUUUUUUUUUUAAAGAAAAAAAUUGAAGGGGAAAAAGGUUUUAAAUACCUGUCCCAGUAAAGAGGUAGAGCCGUCCUACUGCCAUGGCCCCUGCCCCUCUGCUCCCUGAUAGGGAGCUGGCUAGAACUUGGUUGCUGUUUUCAAUAAAAAUUAAAAAAAAAGAAAAAAA
This is a messenger RNA of Dromiciops gliroides (monito del monte), 3978 nucleotides long. It is a transcript of the gene MAP2K3, whose product is annotated as mitogen-activated protein kinase kinase 3. The coding region runs from base 369 to 1382 and encodes 337 amino acids. Gene Ontology annotation, biological process: protein phosphorylation; MAPK cascade. Gene Ontology annotation, molecular function: MAP kinase kinase activity; ATP binding. The record is from RefSeq and is a predicted model, not a curated record. NCBI's taxonomy places the organism in Eukaryota, Metazoa, Chordata, Mammalia, Microbiotheria, Microbiotheriidae. The transcript has 12 exons.